UAAACACACCUCUCUCGUCGCCCGCACACUCUCCCCGCUUCGCCUCACCUCGCCGCGCCCCCUCCCUUGACCACCACCGUUGACCUCGUCUCCGGCGAGGUCCCCUCGCCGGAAACCCCACCUCGACCUCCCCCACGCAAGCUCCGGACCUAUAGAACUCCCACAAGCUCGGGUCAUUGCCGCUCCACGCCCCGGCCGAAUGGCCGCUUGCUUCUAACCCGCCCUCGCCCCGCGCUCCGCUUGCUCCCCCGACAGCCCCAUUCACGUCCUCUCGCUCUCCCUACGGCUCCUCUGCCUGCUCGCCAUGGCGAUCCGCACCACGGUGUCCUACUCCGGCUACGUGGCGCAGAACCUCGCCGCGUCGCUCGGCCUCCGCAGCUCCUCCGCCUCGGCCAGCGGCUACCGCCUCCUUCACGACGGCGCCUGGCGCCCCUUCUGCAUCUUCACCUCCUCCCGCCGGCUCGAGCAGCACCGCAGCGGCGGCAGCGGCAACGACCGCCAUGACGGCGGAGACCACAACCACCCGAAGCCCCAGGGCCUCGCUGCCACAGGCCACUCGCUGCUGCUCACGCGGGCGUGCUUGUCGUCCAAGUCGCCGUCGCCGUCUCUCGCCGUGGGGCUACUGUCGGUGCUCGCGCAAGGGACAAGGCCUGCCGCUGGGAUCGCCGGGACGGCGUCUCUGUCAGGCUCGUCGUCGAUUUCCCUCGGGUUCAACCCCACGUCCUUCCUCCCGUUCCUGCAGACUGCGAAGUGGCUCCCCUGCAACGACCUUGCCACCUCGUCGUCUUCGGUCCCCUCUUCCCCUCCCCGCGCGCCGGUGCCUUCGGCUCCCUCCAAGAAGGCCUUGAUAGGUGGUGCCAGUGCCGGUGCUUCUUCUUCUGCGGGCAUUGUGAGGAGCAGUGACGCUAGUGCAGCGAUGAGCAGGAGCAACUGGUUGUCGAGGUGGAUGAGCUCCUGCUCCGAUGACACCAAGACGGCGGUUGCAGCUGUGACCGUGCCACUGCUCUACGGCUCGUCCUUGGCCGAGCCGAGGUCCAUCCCGUCCAAGUCCAUGUACCCGACCUUCGAUGUUGGUGAUCGGAUUCUCGCCGAGAAGGUCUCGUACAUAUUCCGGGAACCAGAAAUCUUGGACAUUGUGAUCUUCCGUGCUCCCCCAGCUCUUCAGGAUUACGGCUACAGCUCGGGUGAUGUCUUCAUCAAGAGAGUUGUGGCCAAGGGAGGAGACUAUGUCGAAGUGCGUGGUGGCAAGCUUUUGGUUAACGGAGUAGUUCAGGAUGAGGAUUUUGUGCUGGAGCCACACAACUACGAGAUGGAACCAGUGCUUGUACCUGAAGGCCAUGUGUUUGUGCUGGGAGACAACCGCAACAACAGCUUUGACUCACGAUACUGGGGGCCACUUCCAGUAAGGAACAUUGUUGGGAAAUCUCUUCUCCGGUAUUGGCCACCGUCCAAGAUAACCGAUACUAUAUACGAGCCUGAUGCAGCACGCUACGUGGUGCCGUCCUGAUACGUAGUUUCUCCAGCAAUGCUUUUUCGAUAAAGGAAGCUCUUAUCGUCGUAACAAGAAGAUACAACCGCAUAAGAACUUGCUCCUAGCCUCUGCAUUGCUAGGAUGCACACAUUCCAUGCUCCAGCAAUGCUGGAUAGCCAAUGUGUAAUAGCCUCCGAUGGAGCUCCAUUGAUGAGCUGAGCUCGGGUUAUGGCUUUUUCCCCCCUCGUACAAUCUGUUUCUUGUGUGUUGCCUGUAAAUUCCUUUUGGCUGACCGAUUUGUUUUCCCUGCCUAUUGGCAGGUGCUUGUUUAAGCACAUGAAAGUGUAAUACCUUGCGAUUUGCAAGCUGAAACGAUCCCUCCGAUAUGUGUAGAGCGAGUGAUGAAGGAUCAUUCAGGUGCUGCUGAUUGCACUGCGGAGCUGGGCGAUUUUGUUGCGUUUCCAGCAUUGUAGGAGCUGUCGUUAACAUGUUGCAAUGGUGUAGAUGAACCAAGGCAAAUGCUAUCAAAAUAUGUUACUAUUUUUUAACGGGCAGCUUUGUGGCUUGCUGCAACAAUUGCAAGUUCAGAGCCGACAUUGUGAGGCUCGAAUUUCAUCUGAAACAUGACCAGUUUCUAUCCCGUGA
Messenger RNA from Phragmites australis (common reed), 2116 nucleotides. RefSeq names its product thylakoidal processing peptidase 1, chloroplastic-like. The coding region runs from base 305 to 1507 and encodes 400 amino acids. The record is from RefSeq and is a predicted model, not a curated record. Gene Ontology annotation, cellular component: chloroplast thylakoid membrane. The transcript is spliced from 6 exons. Gene Ontology annotation, molecular function: serine-type endopeptidase activity. NCBI's taxonomy places the organism in Eukaryota, Viridiplantae, Streptophyta, Magnoliopsida, Poales, Poaceae. Gene Ontology annotation, biological process: thylakoid membrane organization.